Entamoeba dispar SAW760 is the source of this 315-nucleotide messenger RNA. RefSeq lists its product as uncharacterized. The record is from RefSeq and is a predicted model, not a curated record. The transcript has a single exon. Lineage: Eukaryota; Evosea; Mastigamoebida; Endamoebidae. Bases 1 to 315 code for a protein of 104 amino acids.
AUGAAAUUAGGAUACAACGAAAUAAUGAUAAUAUCAAAGUGUUUUGAUGAUAUUAAUGAUUUUAUUAAUUUAGAAACUGGAAUUAAAAGAUUUCAAGGAAAUAUUGAACGAUUUCAUUUUAAUCCAAUUCCUUUAAAUCAUUAUUCAAGAAAAUUAUUUACUAAUAUUGAAACACUUCAUAUUUAUAAUGAAGAAUAUGAAAUAUUUAAUGAUGGAAAAAUAUUUAAAUAUGUAAUAUGGUAUGAAGUAAAUUAUUCAACAUAUUUAAAAGAGAAAGAAGCAAGAAAUAUCUGUAAAAAGGAUAUACACAAUUAG